CUUUCAUUACACUCUAGGGCCUCCUUCAUAAAGCUUUGCAACCAUGUCAAACCAAAAGACAAAGGGAAAUACUACUUUCCUCUUUACCUCUGAGUCUGUUGGCGAAGGACAUCCUGAUAAACUCUGCGAUCAGGUCUCAGAUGCUAUUCUCGAUGCUCAUCUCACACAAGAUCCAAAUGCCAAAGUCGCAUGUGAAACUGCGACUAAAACAGGCAUGGUUCUUAUUUGCGGUGAAAUCACAUCGACGGCUGUUGUGGAUUAUCAGAAAGUGGUCCGUGACACAAUCAGGAAGAUUGGAUAUGAUUCCUCGGAAAAAGGAUUCGACUACAAAACCUGCAGUGUCCUGGUUGCCCUCCAACAGCAAAGCCCUGACAUUGCCGGCGCUGUCCAUAAAGACAAAAAAGAAGAAGAUAUCGGCGCCGGUGAUCAGGGUCUCAUGUUUGGCUAUGCCACUGAUGAGACAAAAGAACUCAUGCCCCUGACUGCUGUUUUAGCUCACAAUCUAAACAAGAAGCUUGCUGAGAAGAGACGAGAUGGAUCUAUGCCCUGGCUCCGACCUGAUUCCAAAACACAAGUUACCAUCGAGUAUGAUGGAAAAAUGGGUGAUGGUGUAAUCACACCUCUUCGAGUCCAUACUAUCGUUAUUUCUGCCCAGCACCACCCUGACAUCAAAUUAGAAGAAAUGAGGAAGCAACUGAAGGAGAAAAUUAUUGACGAAGUCGUCCCUGCCAAAUAUCUUGAUGGCAAAACAAUUUACCAUCUGCAACCUUCUGGUACAUUUGUGAUCGGAGGCCCCCAAGGUGACGCAGGUUUGACAGGAAGGAAGAUCAUUGUCGACACCUAUGGUGGAUGGGGGGCUCAUGGGGGAGGUGCUUUCUCUGGGAAGGACUUCUCUAAGGUGGACCGAUCUGGUUGUUAUGCCGCCAGGUGGAUUGCUAAGUCUCUUGUGGCAGCCGGGCUGUGCCGCCGAGUCUUGAUCCAAGUCUCGUAUGCCAUCGGUAUUGCCGAACCUCUUUCAAUCACUGUGUUCUCUUACGGAACAGGCACGAUGUCUGAAGACGAGCUCUUGGAAAUUAUCAAGAGAAACUUUGAUCUUCGUCCUGGCGUGAUAGUCAGGGACCUUGACUUAAAGAGACCCAUCUACCAGGAGGCAUGCGUCUACGGUCAUUUCAAGCCAGGUUUUUCCUGGGAAGUACCUAAGGAGCUGGCUUACUAGAUGACCGAGUUUACCAAGGCAGAGCAGAAAGUGCUCGAUAAGAGUGGUCCCUUUGAAGCAAUUAAGAUUGAUUCAGCCUAGUACUAUAAUAACUACCGAAUUUUAAUGAUAACGAAUGACAAAAAUAAAAGGCUCGAGACUGAAACCAUGUCAAACGGAAAGUAACUGUCCAUGGUCGAUUCAAUGAAUGAAAUAAAAAUAUCU
Molecule: messenger RNA, 1420 nt
Organism: Pocillopora verrucosa
Lineage: Eukaryota; Metazoa; Cnidaria; Anthozoa; Scleractinia; Pocilloporidae
Product: S-adenosylmethionine synthase
Biological process (GO): S-adenosylmethionine biosynthetic process
Cellular component (GO): cytosol
Molecular function (GO): ATP binding; methionine adenosyltransferase activity
Source: RefSeq, a predicted model, not a curated record